Molecule: messenger RNA, 939 nt
Organism: Phragmites australis (common reed)
Lineage: Eukaryota; Viridiplantae; Streptophyta; Magnoliopsida; Poales; Poaceae
Exons: 6
Coding region: 1-939 (312 amino acids)
Source: RefSeq, a predicted model, not a curated record
AUGGGGACAAGUACAGAGAUGCUGGAUGUUAUUGUUAAUUUUAAGGCUGAAGCUAAAGAAUUUCAUGGGACAACUGUGACUCACUCCAAUCUGAGGUGUUUUCUUGAUACUGUUACACCGAUUGUAAAGGCACACAGUAUGGUACCAUUUCUUCCAUUGCAAAAUGGCUAUGUUGAAAAGAUUGCAGAUGGAGUCAAAUGUUUUUACCUUGGAGAGCUUUGGAAUAGGUUCUAUGAGUGGAGCGCUUGUGGUGUUGGUACUUCGGUGCGCCUCCCUUCGGGUGAGACAAUAGUCCAAUACUUUGUGCCAUAUCUUUCAGCCAUUCAAUUGUACACCAACAGAGCAGAUUUUUUUCCUUCACAAAGAAGGUUUGAUGAGGACAACCAGCACAAUGUGAUGGAUUGUUUGAGUAAGUAUGGAUGUGAAACACCUUUACACAAGUCCAAGAUUGGAGAUGAAAGACCAAUCUCAAUAUGCAAGGGGGAGUUGUUCUUUAAGUAUUUUGAACUUGACUCCCCUUACGAAAGGAUGCCUUUCGCAGACAAGGUGUAUGAGCUAUGCUAUAAAUUUCCUGCCUUAGCAUCUCUAAGCAGUGUAGAGCUCUCACCAUCAAGUUGGAUGUCAGUAUUUUGGUAUCCAAUAAGUCAUACCCCUGCGAAGAAUCCGAAAGAUCUGAAUACUUGCUUUUUGACUUACCAUAGCCUCUCCACAUCUAAAGAGUAUGUGGCUCUAAAUGACGGGCAUGCCUUCGACCAUGUGGCGCUCGCCCCAUUCGGCCUCGUGACGCUCAAGCUGGAUGAGAAAGUAUGGGCUAGUCCAGACACUAGUGACCAAGAGCAUAUUGCCUCUCUCUUCAGUUCAGCUCAAUCAUGGAUAAAGAAGCACCAAAUCUAUCACCACGACUUCAACUACUUCUCUUGCAGCAACACCUUUGCCUGA